AAAACCCUCACUAGAGUUGCUCCGCCCUUCUCCGACCAACUCUUCGUCCACAGAGAAAGAAAUGCCGUCAUUUUGAUCUCCGGAUCCAUCUGAACCCACCCUCCUUUCACGUCCCUUCUUCCGAUCGGUGCUCCAACGAUCCUCGAAUCAACGCAGAAGCGCCCGAAUCUCUCUUUGGUUUCGCCUCUAUUCGCUCCUCCUCUCCUCAAGGCGAAAAACCCUAGAUUUUGAUUGCAGUUCGUUUAUCGGGUGGGAGAAUCGGUGCUUGAAGAACCGAUCGAAAUCGUGGAGAUGAACUAUCGAGGUGGUAGAUAUCCUCCCGGAAUUGGCAACGGCCGCGGAGGGAACGUGGGCGGAAACCCUAACAUUUAUGCGAGAAACCCGCAGCAACAGCAGCAAUAUGUGCAGCGGAAUCCAGUGCAGGGCCAGCAUAACCAGCAGCAGCAGUGGUUGAGAAGGCAUCAGUUGGGAAACGAUUCUGGAACCAGCGAAGUAAUGAAAUCAGUUCAGUCCGCUAGCAUCGAUUCCAGUUCUCAAGAUUGGAAGGCACAGUUGAAUGUCCCACCUCCUGAUACGCGCUACAAGACAGAGGAUGUCACUGCAACUAAAGGCAAUGAAUUUGAAGACUAUUUUCUGAAGCGAGAGCUACUUAUGGGGAUAUAUGAGAAGGGAUUUGAAAGGCCUUCGCCUAUCCAAGAAGAAAGUAUACCAAUUGCACUGACUGGAAGUGAUAUUCUUGCUAGAGCUAAGAAUGGAACCGGGAAGACAGCUGCAUUUUGCAUUCCUGCAUUGGAAAAAAUUGAUCAAGAUAACAAUGUUAUUCAAGUUGCCAUAUUGGUUCCUACAAGAGAAUUAGCUCUCCAAACUUCACAAGUCUGUAAGGAGCUUGGAAAGCAUUUAAGGAUUCAAGUUAUGGUCACUACUGGAGGAACCAGCUUGAAGGAUGACAUAAUGCGUUUGUAUCAACCAGUUCAUUUGCUUGUUGCAACACCUGGCCGAGUACUUGAUCUUGCAAAGAAAGGUGUCUGUAUCCUGAAGGAUUGUUCAAUGCUUAUUAUGGAUGAGGCAGAUAAGCUUCUUUCUCCUGAGUUUCAACCUUCAGUAGAGCAACUGAUUCGUUUCCUUCCUGCAAAUCGGCAAAUUUUACUGUUUUCAGCAACAUUCCCUGUAACAGUCAAGGAUUUCAAAGAUAGAUACCUAGCAAAACCUUAUGUAAUUAAUCUUAUGGAUGAACUCACCCUGAAGGGAAUAACACAAUACUAUGCUUUCGUAGAAGAAAGGCAGAAGGUCCACUGCCUUAAUACCCUUUUCUCAAAGCUCCAAAUUAACCAAUCCAUUAUAUUUUGCAACUCGGUUAACCGUGUGGAGUUAUUGGCUAAGAAAAUCACUGAGCUUGGCUAUUCUUGCUUCUAUAUUCAUGCUAAAAUGUUGCAAGACCAUCGGAAUCGAGUCUUCCAUGACUUCCGCAAUGGUGCAUGCAGGAAUCUUGUUUGUACAGAUCUGUUCACAAGGGGAAUUGACAUUCAAGCUGUUAACGUUGUAAUCAAUUUUGACUUUCCCAAGAACGCGGAAACAUAUCUGCACCGGGUUGGUCGCUCGGGGAGAUAUGGUCACCUUGGUUUAGCAGUGAAUUUGAUCACCUAUGAGGACCGCUUCAACCUGUAUAGGAUUGAACAAGAACUUGGGACUGAAAUUAAACAGAUUCCUCCACAAAUAGACCAAGCUGUAUAUUGCAGGUGAUCUGUGAUACUGAUAAAUGUGCAUCCUCAUCGGUGGUUAAUAAUUAGAAGACCUGCUGUAAAUAUUGGCUUAUCAAGGUUUAUUUUGUCACCUUGCCUAAGGUACCAGUGAUGGCAUCUUGUGAGGUGUUCGGUGAAACUGAUAGUACAAUCCGCUCAUAUUGUGGAACCUAUAUGGUGAUACCUGUUUAUGUGGUACUUUAAAUCAUUGUCAUCUUCGGUGACCUGUAGGUUUUUAUGUUGCUUCGUAGUGACCUCUUUUUAGCGCUAACAGGUUGCAGAUCAAAGCUUUAAUUGUUUGCAACUUCAGUCAUUUGCCUCCCAAGUAUUUGUGUCGGUGGUUCUGUUGAAGGGAGGUGGUUUUAAUCUGAGAAACUGCAAGGUGUUUCAUGGCUUUAUCAAAUGCUUACUGUCAAGGUCUAGGAUUAGGGCUUGUAAUGCUCAGGUGUCUGCUGAAUCCAUGCAUUCAAAUGCUGCAUGUGUUAUCAGAUCCGAAGAUUUAGAUGAUCUAUCUGGUACCUUUUUUCUGAACAAUUAUCUGUUGCUCUUAGUGUGAUUUGGUGAAUAUUGAUUUGUCUUGUUUGGAGCUCUUUGUAAUGAUUUUUAAAUUGCUUUUGAA
Messenger RNA from Phoenix dactylifera (date palm), 2358 nucleotides. Lineage: Eukaryota; Viridiplantae; Streptophyta; Magnoliopsida; Arecales; Arecaceae. The record is from RefSeq and is a predicted model, not a curated record.